AUGAAGGACAUCUGUGAGCAAUUCAAGAUAACCCACAGAUACUCUACCGGCUACCGGCCACAGAUAAAUGGAGCUGUAGAAGCUGUCCACAAGAACAUCAAAAGGAUCUUGAGGAAAAUGAUUGACAAUUACAAGAAUUGGCAUGUGCAGUUGCCUUAUGCUUUCUUGGGGUAUAGAAUGACAACCCGAACUUCCACCGGGGCAACCCCAUAUCGCCUUGUCUAUGGUACCGAAGCGGUCAUACCCGCAGAAAUGGAGAUCCCUUCACUCAAGAUCAUCCAACAGGCAGAGCUAAAUGAUGCAGAAUGGGUUAGAAAUCGUUACGAUCAACUAGCCAUGAUAGAUGAAAAGAGAAUGUUAGCGGUAAGCCACGGACACCUAUACAGACAAAGAAUGUCUCGAGCCUUCAACAAGCGGGUCAGAGCCCAACUUUUUCAAAUUGGACAACUCGUGCUCAAGCGAGUCUUUCCUCACCAAGAAGAAUACAAAGGAAAAUUUGCGCCAAACUGGCAAGGGCCUUACAUGGUCAGGAAAGUACUCUCAGGAGGAGCCGUAGUCCUAGCCUAUAUGGACGGACAAGAGUGGCCUAAAGCCAUCAAUACAGACACACUCAAGAGAUACUACAUUUAG
This is a messenger RNA of Lycium ferocissimum, 630 nucleotides long. RefSeq lists its product as uncharacterized. Gene Ontology annotation, molecular function: nucleic acid binding. Bases 1 to 630 code for a protein of 209 amino acids. The record is from RefSeq and is a predicted model, not a curated record. Lineage: Eukaryota; Viridiplantae; Streptophyta; Magnoliopsida; Solanales; Solanaceae. Gene Ontology annotation, biological process: DNA integration. The transcript has a single exon.